GAGGCGCUUCGCACCAAAGAAAUCUCUGCCCCAAAACUAAAAUCCGUUGGAGAUUUGGAAUCUCGGAAACAUUGGGAACUUUUUCGGUGUGAUUUUCUACAUUUUUUGAAUCCGAAAACACUCAAAAAAUGGGGAAAUUACUCUCAAAAAUAUUUGGCAAUCGGGAAAUGCGGAUUUUAAUGUUGGGAUUGGACGCUGCGGGGAAGACAACAAUUUUAUACAAAUUAAAACUCGGCCAAUCAGUAACAACAAUUCCCACGGUGGGGUUCAAUGUGGAAACGGUGACAUAUAAAAAGGUCAAAUUCAACGUUUGGGACGUCGGCGGCCAGGAUAAGAUCCGCCCCCUCUGGCGUCACUACUAUACAGGGACGCAUGGUCUGAUUUUCGUAGUUGAUUGCGCCGACCGCGACCGAAUUGACGAGGCGAGGAUGGAGCUACACAGGAUUAUCAACGAUAGAGAGAUGAGAGAUGCGAUCAUUCUUAUCUUUGCCAACAAACAGGACCUUCCUGAUGCCAUGAAACCACACGAGAUUCAAGAAAAAUUGGGUCUAACGCGGAUAAGUGAUAGGAGUUGGUACGUGCAGCCGGCAUGCGCGAGUACAGGGGACGGUUUGUACGAAGGGCUCACCUGGUUGACGAUGAAUCACAAGGCGUCCGUGGGCAACAAGUCUUUGUGAAGUCGUUUCCUCUUCAUCCUCCAUGUCAACAUUACAACAAUAAUUCCACUAAUUAGUUAAUUACUGGCAUAAUUAAAAUGCACUUUGAAACCCCAUCGACCGCCGACUAUCAAUCAACAUACUCUCCUCGACCAGACCUUUUCCAAAAUUCCAUAUAUUUCUGUACCAAGAAGAAGAUAAGCCAAGCCAAGCCACACGAUACGUUUCAAUCCAAUGAAAAAUUUCUAGUAAGAAUUAUUAGUUAAUUAAAAUGGUGCCGGAUGUUAAUUGUACUCGUGAAUGUAAUUAUUGGAAUGUAAUUAGUUUUUAAAAUUCAAGUCCAAAAAUUCUGUAAACUUGUGAAGGCAACUAAAUUAUUAUAUGUGUCAGAUUUGAUGAUUAUGAGAAUUUAAAUUAUAAAAUUCUAGUGAAAUUGACCAAAUUCGAAAUCUAAUUUGUUUUAAAUGUAAAUGUGUGCAUAAAUUAAUGUGUUCAAAAUAAGUAAUUCUGUUUUACUAAAUUUGGUGUGUAGUAAAUUGAGGCAAUUAACGCGGAUGAGGGUAACCCAGUAAAUUCUGUAAAUUUAUAAAUGUUCGCAAAAGUUUACAGCAAAAUCAGGUCUAAAAUCGAUUGUUAGCUUAUAAAGACCAUGACCGUGUUAUAUACAAGAUUAUAACGUAAUUUUACAAAAAGUAAACAAUUUACAGGGCUACGAACAUCCGAGUGUAUUGUUAAUUUAGAAAAAAAUUAUCCUAUUGAUUUGAAGAAAAAAGUCUACUUUUGUAUUUCCAAGUUAAUUAAUUAAUCUAUGUAGUUAAGUUAUUAUUAUUGUAAUUAUUAUUAGUCAAGUUAAUUAUUGUUAUCGAGUUAAUUAUUUAUGCGAAAUUUAUAAUUAAUUUGCGAAAUUUUGUAAAUUUCUUUAUAAUUUAAGUAAUUUUGGUUGAGACGCUCACAGCCAAUUUGGCGAUAUUUUUAGAAUAGGAUUUCAUCCGCGAAUUUAAGUAAGUCACUUUUUUGCAGCGUAUGUUUUUCGAAUUUUUUGUGUUUUUUUGGACGGCCUCAGCUUUUUACUGGUAUUAUUUUCAUAUCAUAAUUUAAAGUCUACUCAUCACAUUUAUUUAUUUAAUGGAUUUAAUUUAUAUGCACGACAUUGAUCGCGUUUAGGUGAUUAAUUAAGUAUCGAUGUCGUCUUUCAAGUUAAAUAGCUGCUUAAAUAUUAUUCAAUGUAAAAUUAAAGAUAAUUGUGUACAUUUAAAUUAUUGUUGUUGUACCGUAUUAAAAAUUGAGACCUUGUAAAAGUCAGUCGUUUAAAUUUAACUUUUUAGUUGGAGUGGGACGAAGGAAGGAGGCGAGAUUUUACAUUUUAUGCGAUUGGUAUGAUGAUAAGGUGAUGAAAGAUAAGCUAAUAAAAUUGAUGUAUACGUAUAAGUAAAA
Folsomia candida is the source of this 2090-nucleotide messenger RNA. It is a transcript of the gene Arf51F, whose product is annotated as ADP-ribosylation factor 6. The transcript has 5 exons. Gene Ontology annotation, molecular function: GTP binding; GTPase activity. Gene Ontology annotation, cellular component: cytoplasm. The record is from RefSeq and is a predicted model, not a curated record. Lineage: Eukaryota; Metazoa; Arthropoda; Collembola; Entomobryomorpha; Isotomidae. Gene Ontology annotation, biological process: intracellular protein transport; vesicle-mediated transport. Bases 129 to 677 code for a protein of 182 amino acids.